This is a messenger RNA of Pelobates cultripes (western spadefoot toad), 2924 nucleotides long. Lineage: Eukaryota; Metazoa; Chordata; Amphibia; Anura; Pelobatidae. The record is from the annotation of a GenBank genome assembly.
CUUUAGACAUAACAUUAAUGUCAGAUAUGGAAAAGAGGAGAAGAUUCCCGAAGUAGCAUGCUAUAUUCGGGUGACUCCAACAAAAACCAACAAACUAAUGACAUGUGGUCAGCCACCUAGGUAAGUGUAUUAUGAAACACAGAAUGAUUGACCAUAUAUACAUACAUAUAUACAAAUAAAACUGCAGUGUCCUCAGUAAGCCAAUACCCUGGUUCUCUCACUGGCUGUCUGUGUACACAGAAAACCAAUGAGAGUAGAACCACAGAUAGAGAAACAUGUCACUGCUCUUUCUGAACCAACAUCACAAAUCACUGGGAAGUACUAUGGCAAUGUAACUUACUAAGGAUGACCUAAUUUCCAUAAUGAAUGCUUUGUAAAAUAAACAGAAGCUUUUAUGGUACCAAAUAAACUAAUGAAAUUGCUGUAACCAGAAUGUAUUAUAUUAAAUAUAAAUGAUCUAAUAGUGUCACUAUAGUUGUGCGAUAACUGAUAAAUACAAAGUGAUAGGUUGGCUGACGGACCAAAGUGAGAGGAUAGCUGAAGAGGAAUAAGAUAAGUGAAAAAAUGGGCUGAUGGAUGGAAAGGGAGGAAAGGAUAGAAUUGUUACAAUUGUAUUUUGACUUUUCCUAUUUAAUUGCAGGGACCUAUUCCGUUUUACUAAAGUAAAGCCUACAUUACUUCCAAGACAAAACAUAGCAACUGAAAAGGAAGUGGUCAAAAAAGGACCAGAAAAUGAAAAAGAUUCUGCUGAGUAUUAUAAACAGAAUACUAUUCUACAGCCUGAACCUGUCACAAGUCUAGAAGAUAUUCCUUGUCCUUUGCUGCAGUCUAUGUCUCUAGAGCCUACAGCUGUUGUCACAUGUUUAGAAAACAACAAUUCUCUAGAAUGCCCUGUUUGCACUAUCGAACCUCAUACAAAUAGAUUGACAGAGGAUAUGCCAGUGAACCUUAGUCAUCCACAGUCCACUUUCAAUUCAUCUAACCCUACAAAUCUAGAUUCACAGAACCCAGUCACAGGUCAUUGUCAUUUGCUGCAGUCUAUGUCUCUAGAACCUACAGAGGUUGUCCUGUGUUUAGAAGACAACAAUUCUCUCGAGUGCCCUUUUCGUACUAUCGAACCUCAUACAAGUGAAUUGACAGAUGAGUUGACUGUAAACCUUGAUCAGCCACAGUCCACGUUAAGUUGUCCAUCUGAGCCUACAAAUAUAGAUUCUCAGGACCCAGUCACAGUUGGUCCUUCACUGCAGUCUAUGUCCCUAAAGGCUACAGAGGUUGUCACAUGUUUAGACAACAACAUUUCUCUAGAGUGCCAUGUUUGUGCAAUCGAACCUCAUAUUCUGCCACAGUCCACUUCAGGUUGUCAUCCUGAGCCUUCUAAUCUAGAUUCUCUGGAGACUGUCACAGUUCAGGAACAGAGUAUUCUUCUUGAUGUCCCAGUUUGUCCUGCUAAACCACAAACUAAUGAAAUGUUAGAGGAGCUGCCAGUAAACUCUGCCACUGUGAUUUAUCCCUCUGAGAUGACCUUGGAUUCCCCCACUGUUAAGCAUGAGGAGUUGUUUCUAAUUAAGCAAGAGGGCCCUCUUGAGCAGAAGCAAAUUGAGAUAGAGAAUAAUCAGCCUGCAUUAUAUAGGAGCCUGAGCUGUGACCCUAAAAAACAAGGAUUGCCAGAAACAGAAGAAAAAGAACAACCUGGUAAGGCUGAUGUGGUUCCAAAGCCAAUUACAGAAAGCCAAGAUCUUGCAGUACCUUCACUCCAAGAUAAGUUGGAUAUCAAAGCAAAGGUAGAAAGGGUAUCCUACGACAGGAAUUUCUUACUAAAAUUCAAAUCGAUCACGGAGGAACCAAAGGACUUUUCUGAAAUCUGUAAAAUCCACCAAGGCAUGGUUAUUAGACCUCACCUUCGGCCAGUGGAUCCAUCACAAUUAACUCGCAGAAAUUGGACACCUCAAUCUGCAAAUUCCUGCUACCCUUCUAAGGGUAAUCGCAGAUUGCCACCGGGAAUCCAUCAAAUGAGGUCUCCGCAAGCUCCUGUUAAAGAACAUCGACGAAUCCUUGAACUAAAUGAGAAUGUGAAACUACAAAAAUGUGAAAAAGCUUGGAGACCUCCCAUGAAAAGGGCAACCGAAGAUCCCAGUAGAGUCAAGGCUGAAGAACUGUUUCGGAAAGUUCGCGGUAUCUUGAAUAAGAUAACUCCUCAGACAUUCGAGCACUUAAUUCACCAGGUAAAGGACCUCUCUGUAGACACAGAGCAUCAACUUAAAGGAGUCGCAGAACUCAUAUUUGAAAAAGCAGUAGCAGAGCCUCAUUUUGCUGUUAUAUAUGCAAACAUGUGCAACUGGCUAAUGAGGCUUGAAGUCCCAACUGAAGAAAAUCGUGACGUGUGCAUUACAUUCCGCAGGCUGCUGAUAAGGCUCUGCCAGGUGGAGUUUGAGAGACGUGAAAAAGGUGGUGAAAGAAUUGAAGAACUUCAGAAGGAACUGGAGGCAACUAUAUCACCUAAUGAAAAGGCUCGAAUAAAGGAAGAAUUGAGUGAUGCCUGUAAAAGAGCACUCAGGCGAUCCCUUGGAAACAUCAAAUUUAUUGGGGAGCUAUUUAAAUUAAAGUUACUCUCAGAAGCCACCAUAAAAGACUGCCUUAUUAAGCUACUAAAUAAGAACACCGAGGAGUCCAUGGAAUGCAUCUGCCAGUUGUUGACAUCAGUUGGAAAACACCUUGAAAAUGCACAGCCUGGCAUGGACAAUUAUUUCAACAAGCUUAAUACCUUUAUUAAAAACAAGACCUCUUCUAGGAUUAGAUUUUUGGUGCAGGAUGUGCUGGACCUGAGGAAAAAUAACUGGGUACCACGACACAAACCUGAGGGGCCAAAAACAAUUGACCAAAUUCAUAAAGAGUCAGAACAGGAAUCCAAAAAAAAAGUUCAGUAA